GUCCCAUGCGGAGAUGUCGCGGGCCAAGAAGAGUUUCGAGGCGAGAACGAGACAGAACAGACUGAUAAUGGUACAGGGCGAGAGGGAUCUAGAAGAGGGCUGCAGCCAAUUCGUGCAGUCCAACAAUCUUCAGAAGGAGUUUAUAUCGGGCUACGGCUGGGCCCCCACCAAGUACGAGAAGAAGAUCCUUGAGGGCACCUAUGACGGUCUCUUGCCCUCUAAUGUUCUGGGAAGACAACCCAUAGAGGCGCAGAGGAAAAAGAGGGCUUUCAAACGAGCAUCAAAUGACUUCCGCAGUUUGACUCUGUACAGUGACGACUACAGUCAAAUGCCGAACCACAUGGAGUCCCACAUGCAAGAAGUGCUAGAUGACGUCACACCACCAGACUACGACGCCAGUCACUCCCUCAAACUCAAGACGGAACAGGAGCAGAGGAAAAGUGGAGGGGCGGGCACAGCAGGCGGAGAUAAAGAGACGCAUCGCACUGCAUCGAGCAAGACCGGGACAGAGGCCUCCUACAUUUAUAACGACUUCUAUGGCGCACCCGUGGACUUCGUCGGAACAACCGAAUCAUCAGAACUAGGUUACGUUGGAGGAGAUUUAUACGAUUUGGAAUCCCAGUCGCAAGAUCAAUCCAGAUCCAAAGUUUCCACAAUAUCCAGCCAAGAUUCCAGAUCUAACGUCAAAGAUGCUUCGGCGGGGGAAAACUACGAAGUGCUGGACUAUGAUUCAUUCAGACAGGAGGAUCCAUACAACCAGGAAUCUGACAGUUCCUGGAGCGGAAGUGACGAUCCUCGGAGAAGACAAAGAAAGGAACAUAAACAUCCUCCUCAGAGGAGAAACCAAUGAAUAGCUCUAAACUAUAGAAUCACAUUAACCAGC
Molecule: messenger RNA, 883 nt
Organism: Symsagittifera roscoffensis
Lineage: Eukaryota; Metazoa; Xenacoelomorpha; Acoela; Convolutidae
Exons: 4
Coding region: 14-850 (278 amino acids)
Source: RefSeq, a predicted model, not a curated record